Danaus chrysippus (African queen) is the source of this 480-nucleotide messenger RNA. The record is from the annotation of a GenBank genome assembly. Lineage: Eukaryota; Metazoa; Arthropoda; Insecta; Lepidoptera; Nymphalidae.
AUGGGUGGCUCGCAAAGCACUAGGAAACUGAGUGUUGAUAAUGAAAAUGCCAUACAAGUAUCUCAAGAAGCGGUAGAUCGGAUACAAGCUCAGAUUAACUCAAAACAAUCUGAGCAGCCUCGGCAACCCCAAUAUGUACCACCACCCCCAUACUAUGAUAAUCAGAAACUGCAAGAGUUCGCCGCCGAAGAAGCAUAUUGGGCAAGACGCAUUGAAAACUUAAAGCGAGCUCAUGAGAAAAUUAACAGCGGCAUGCAUAUAGAAUACCAGAAAACUUUAAAGGAAGCUAAUGAAUUGUUUGAUCUUGUACAUGCAGAUAAAGUUGUUACAAAACUAGCACCAUGUCAGGAAGAAAAAGCAAAGGUGUUAGACUGCUACAGCUCAAACCCAAACAAAUCAUUGUUGUGUUCUGUGCUAGUGAAUCAAUUCAAUGACUGUGUGUGCCGAAGUAGAAUCACUGCCGUCUCAGCUUCCUCCUGA